Messenger RNA from Rhopilema esculentum, 3500 nucleotides. RefSeq names its product melatonin receptor type 1B-B-like. Gene Ontology annotation, biological process: G protein-coupled receptor signaling pathway. NCBI's taxonomy places the organism in Eukaryota, Metazoa, Cnidaria, Scyphozoa, Rhizostomeae, Rhizostomatidae. Gene Ontology annotation, cellular component: plasma membrane. Gene Ontology annotation, molecular function: G protein-coupled receptor activity. The record is from RefSeq and is a predicted model, not a curated record.
UUAAGACUCAAAUUAGUUUUUUCCAAGAAGAAAAAAACCUGCAAAUGAGUUGAACCAGUUAGAAGUAGCAUGUGAGUGCGCCAUCCGUUGUUAACUACUUAUAAGAAGAAUACAGAGCAAAUGGAUAUCAAAAUAAAGUUUUCACACACUCUUCUAAACACCUUGAGCUUUGCAGAAGAUUCCGAAUGCUAACUGCCUGUGAACCUCUUAUUGAAAUAUUCAAGUUUUGAAGUAAAUCAAUGCUUAGAGGAAUCUGCUAUUUCCAAAUUUAAGCCGUUCUGUGUCUUCUUUGUAGAUCCAUAUAGUAGUUGCAGUGUCAAUGGUUCAUACAUCGCGUACUUAUCAAAAUGGUAGUAUUAAAAGUAGCAAAUAAAGAAAGAAGUUACUGGUCACCAUCGGAAAAAAACAGUUGAGUUUUAAGCUAGAUAAUGAGAGAGAAUGGUUUAGAAAAACUAGUGAUCGAAGGGAAAAUCUUAGGGAAACAGCAAAGAGGAAGGCAGAGGCUGACUUUCCUUGAGGGCCUGGCGAUGGCUGCUGGGUGCAAAGUGUUGGACAUGUUGAGAUGUGCUGGUUGAGAUCGGGCUGGUCCACCAGACUUUCGAGCCAAUUUGACUAUGAGCCCAACCGAGAAAAAGCCUGCCAAACUAUGAGCCCGCCCAACGAUUAUCAGCCCACUCAUAAAUGGUACUGUAAGAAUUGCAUUAAGACCCCGUUUACACCACAGAAAAAGGAACGGAACUCUUUGGUUUCGUGCCUGAAAAAGCGACGAUAGGCCCUGCGUUUACCCUAGGCAUCUUGGUUCCGUGCUGGUUUGGGAACGGCACCGUUCUUCUUUGGUUUCGCUAUAAUGCACAACUCUUUGUUUCCGUUCCCAAAUCGUGCUUGUUUUCUCUAAUGUAAACGGUAAGGAACGAAACUUUUUGGUUACGAUUGAAAACGGGGCAUAAUCCAGGGCUGGGACGAGGCUUUCUUAAAAUGUCAGAGGUCAUUGCCGCGAAUUCUAACUCAAUUCUAACGGAAUCAAAGGAUUAUUGCGAACAUUGGGUUGACUUUGUUCCUAAAAUUUUGCCCCAGCAUUCUUCUUCCCGUAAUUUAGCCAGCUUCCACACAGGAAAUGUGGAAUAAAAGCUUAUUUUUGUGCAUGAAUUCUUUAAGGUACUUCAUCUCAAACUGGGAAAAUUUCUAUAUUUUAAUGUUAAUUUUUCCAUUUCAUAAACAUGCUUUUAAAUUCCAGUUGAGAAAUUAAGAGCUCUGCGUGAACAAUCCCUAAACAGUACUUUAGUUGGUUUUACUCCAUAUAAAUACCAAUCUACGCAAUAAUAUAUGACAGCAAAGGCGGAAGAAUGUUGCCCUCUUAAACAUUAAAUAUCCCUGUUCAUUUCUUGCACUUGCAAGAGAUACUAAUUUUAUGACUGGUUUAUUUUCUUGCCGUAAUGGAAGACACUCACAUAUCCUUUAAAUAACAUUUGUCUGAUUAAUACAGGCAAAUGUUGGUUAAAAAAUUAUGCAAUAUCUUGGAAAUCGUUAGGGUAAAAACGUGGUGUUCGUUCCUAAUCUUCUUUAUUUUUUAUUUCCGAAAUCUUCUUAAAACUCAUGAAAUCUUCCUGAACGUUCUUAAACGAAAAGCUGUCAACCACUUCUUUUCACUUAUUGAUGUGGUUAAAGAUAGUAUGACUUCAUUUAUACCCCCUUAAAAUUAGGGAUAUAGCUCCAGGGUGUUCGAAGUCAAAUGGGCAUGAAAACUGAAUUAUUGAUAGACUUCUGCAUAAAUGAGAGCGCUCUUCAGAUUGCUGGCAGAACAAAAUUACAGACAGCAAGCCGACGGAUACACAGAAACAUAAUACAAAAGCAAGUUGGCCAAAUAUUUAGUAAAUAAAGUACCUUUUAAAAGAGAAUAUUAUCAACCAAAUGAUUGCUUGGUAUAUCAGAGAUCACUGCAUAGUAAAUUACAAUUCAAAAUUUUGUCAGACCGCAGGUGAGCAAGAAAGAUAUUAGAUCGGUAGGAAGGUGCGAAAAAUAUGUGCUAGUGGCUGAAAAUGUAAGGUUGUUAACAUCACGAAGAGCAGAGUAAUGAGAUUCUAUAGCCAUUUCAUUCUUCAAGUUGGCUGGUUUAUUUCAUACAAUUAUCUACUCCUAGUGAUGUAGACCGGACGAGGCAGCUGGAAAUAUCAAACAAGUGAGAGCGUGAUAUCCAUCUCAGAGGUUAUGGGGUCGAAUGACGCGAACGGAAACCUGUGUGCCUGGGACCACGUUCAAAGCACCGCACCAAUCAAAUUAAAUUCAAUAAUUUUACUUUCUUUAGAUUUCGGGCCUCUGCUUUUGACUAUCAUUGGAAACUUAGUGUUCAUAAUAACGUUAAUACGAACAAGAAGCCUGCACGUUCCAGCAAAUGUCUUCCUUGGAGCCUUGUGCAUCAGCGAUUUGUUGGUAGGGGUAAUAGUUCAGCCUAUAUUUGUCUUUUACAACGGUCUAUUGAUUACAACGAUGGAUUCGGUUACUACGCGGCAACUGACAAGGUACACCAUCGCCAUUGGAACAGGGUUUUCUUUCGUCUUCGCCUCUUUCGUCACAGCGGAUCGAUAUUUCGCAAUCUGCCAUCCAUUCGCUUAUCGCAAAUGGGUCUCCUGCAAAAGUUACAUCUACGCCGCAAUUGUUGCUAGCAUCAGUUACGCAUUGGUCGUUGCGGUGUGCCUGUCAACCCAGCACUACUUCCUAGAAAUGCUAGUAAUGAUCUACGGCUUUUGCACAUUGGUUGCCACGGCUGCGGCCUAUACAAGAAUUUACUCCGUUAUUAUAAGCAAAAGACGCACCCAACCCAACAUCGGCACGCUAAGCAAUGAAGAGAGAACUAGGAUACGAAACCAAGCAAAGGAGAAAGACAAAACACUAGUGAUCGGUAUCAUUCUCCUCUUGCUUUAUCUCUGUUACAUACCUAUGUUUACGACGGCCACAAUGGCAAUUAUCAGGCGAAACGAAUUCUGCGCACACCGCGAAAAAACAACGAUAAUUUCACUAGAUGUGAUUUUCUUGGUCCUUACAAACAGCUGUCUGAAUCCACUUGUUUACUUUGUCAGAUGCAGUGAAAUGCGUAAAUCUGCAAUAAAUAUCUUACGGAAACGAAGAAUAAAUCCAUUACCAGGGUAAUAAGGGACGCAUUGAGAAACACUGAAGCGGCGAGCAACCCGGCCUUCACACCAAUGGAGUAAAAGUAAUGCUGCUGAUGUUGCGCGUUGAAGUGGCACAAAAUAACAAUGAUGAUGUCAUCAGAUCCUGGUUAUUUCGGGGAUGGGGAUAACAGAGCAUGGUAAUUAUCAUAAUAAUAGUUAUCUUUUACUGUAUAUCGAAAUAACCAUCAUGAGAUAGCAUAGGUUUCUUCAAUAGCUUAUUUUCUUACAGAAUAGAAAUGUCACAAGACAAGAUCCUUGAGUAACACUGCUUAGCAGUGUGACAGACAUCAGAUAAGCAACAGUGACUUACCAAGUGUACAGCAUAAUCGUGCU